This is a messenger RNA of Caenorhabditis auriculariae, 2822 nucleotides long. Lineage: Eukaryota; Metazoa; Nematoda; Chromadorea; Rhabditida; Rhabditidae. The record is from the annotation of a GenBank genome assembly.
AUGAUUGAGCUGAGACCACGUUGUCAACUACAACAGCUGACGUCUCAUAUCCGGUUUUUCUUGCAUUUCCCAUUACGUACAAGUUUUUUGACUCGAAACGGUUGAAGUCAUUAAGGAACAGGGGAAUUGAAGUUUGAAAACAAAAUUAAGUGCCCUGAAAUAUCUGAACACAUUCAUAAAUAAUGAAGAUAGAAAAAGAAAGAAAAAAAAAUUCUCGAGCUUUGUCGGCCAAGUUCGCUUCAGUGCUAACUUUUCCAGCGCGAAUUUCAAAAUUGACUUCCAAAGUUUUUUUAUUUCUGCAACUUGGAAAUAACGCAAAUUCUCAUCGUUUUCAAGUUUUGGCACAUAUUUAUUCUCAUGUUCGAGUAAUCCCAAACGGGCACUUCAAACUUUUGACUAGAAGCUGUCAGCGCAAACGUUUUCAAGACGUAUUGCACCACGCUACUUCUCACUUUUUUCCUCAUGUUUUUGAUGUUCAGGAGCAUAUUACUAAUUUUUGUUUUGUCAUGAUCAAUAUUUUAUUGACUGUUUCUAUGGCAAAAAACGUAGAUUGUCCCUUUUUUAACCAUUUUCAUUGUCAAUGAUUUUCUUUCUUUCUAAUCCAAGUCCACUAAGACCGACAUUUGAACUAAUCCUCGAAAACCCAUGUCUUUUUUCCCAUGAACGAGCAAAAGUUAAGGCUUACUGCCGACGUUUUUCCUUGUUCUGCAAAAACUAAUAACGUCCGUUGUUUUUAUUUAUUCUCGACUAUCAUUUCACAAUUUUUUAAAAGACGUGUUAAGAUUUCGGAUUGUUAAAGACUGUAAAAAACCCAAAAAAACCUCAACAGGCGUAUAUAGACAAUAAUUCAAAGUUUUGAUCAAAUCUCAGCAUGUUUCAAAAAAAAAAGCAUUCCGAAUUUUUUCAAAUGUCAUAAAAAGUAUGGGACUUUUAUAAAAUUUCACUUUUGAACCUCUUCUCAAUUUUCAUUGAAGUAACUUCUCAAAAAAAGGAUUCUUUUUUCUCCGAGCUUUCUCCCAAAAAGCAAUAAUAAUAAAAUCGGCUCCACGUCUUGACGAUUGUUUCAAUGGGCCCAGCGGACGGGACAAGGAAAAGCCGUAUAAUUAUCCUCGCGACGACAAAAUGCCAUUUUUUGAUGGAUUUGUCCAGCCCAUAAUGUCACAAAUAUUUCAGUUCCCAAUAUUAUAUAUGGAAAUUUCGGGUCUUGGAGAAAAAUUGAGAGAUGUUCAAUUUUUUGCAAAGCGACGGCGGCGCGAGGAAAAAAAGCGGAGGAAAUCUAAUCUGUGUCCGUUUUAUAUAUGAAUAUUCCAUUCGCAGCUUCUUCCAUCCAUCCGAGUUUCCACUCGAGAUGGAAUUGUAUAAAAAUAGAUGAUUUUUCACUUUCACCGCCUACAUUUCUUUCGUUUUUCUCCAUCAAAAGACCGGAAAUUGGGGUUGAGCCACGUUCGUCUUUGUUCUUUUACGCUGUUGCGUGUUGUCCUUCUUGUUUUUUUUUCUCCUUUUUCCAUGACCCACUCAGCUUUUCCAGACUUUUCGGAACCUCAAUGAUCAAUCAGUUAUUCACUCUAUUAUCACUGGGAUCGCUAUUUUAUACUGCUGAAUCUUUGAAUUCCAACGAGAAGGACGACGAGUUAUUAUUCACUGAAUUUCCAAAGGUUCCUGCGAUUUUUUUAAAUUUUUGUUAUUAUUGUAUUCUGGUGGGAGUUUUUUUAAAGGAGAAAAACAAAGAAUAUCAUCAAAACUCAAGCUUUUUUAUGAAAAAAAUGAUAGGUAAAACUAGAGAACAAGUCAGUUUCUAUGAGACCAAAGUUUUCCAGGAAAGCCCCCACAUCGUCCGACAUUCCUACUUCAAGCAGGAAUUCAAGUUGGGCUAUAAACUAAAAUUGUUUUGUAAGGCGACGGGCCAUCCAAGACCUCAAAUCGUCUGGUACCACAAUGGCGCCGAGGUGAACCCCGACAAGGGAAGAACGGUACAUUUUUUCGGUUUUUUUGUGUAGGAACUGAUUUUUUUUUUUCAAAUUACAACCUUUGGAGAUGAUUCGAAAUAUGUAUUUUGAGUGAGGCUUUCAGAAUUGACCCUCCAGAAGUCACUUGAAUGACGUCAUCAAAAAAUAAAAAAUUUUACCGUCAUAUUGGGAACUCUCUUGAUACGAAAAAAAAGUCGAUUACGAAAAUCGAAAUUAAAACUUUAAAACGAUGACGUCAUAGCUCCUUUUCCUUUAAAGGACUACUUGAGUUUCAUGGAAUGAGGUCGUCAAUAAAUGAUCUGAAAAUCUAUUAAAAACUGGAAUUUUGCAAAAAGAGAUGAGGAAUUCAGAUUUUGCAAUAAUAUAGUAGAAAAAUGACCUAAAGCAAUGACGUCAUUAAUUCAACCUUUUUUCCCUAAAACAACCACUUGAAUUUCAAUUAGUGACGUCAUCGGAAAAAUAAAAAACAAUGAGGUCAUAUUCGAAAUUUUAGUGAUACGAUAAACGUCUUUUUUUCAAUUACUUUCCGCGAAGUUCAAAAUCUCUGACCCUCCAAAGUUUAGUUAUCUAUCUCACUCUCUGACGUCUUUUUCGAAUUCCGUUCACCUCAAGAUUUCUGCAUUAACCAAGCUCUCACUGAACCGUUUGAGAUCUGGUUUUCAAAAAAUCCUUGACAAAUCCUCCAGAAAGACGUCGAGAAUGCUUCAGAUUCGCUACACGCUGCACGACUCGACGCUGUCGUCGUUCCUUGACGUCGACCCGACGACGAUCGCCGACGCCGGCGAGUACGAAUGCGUCGCCAGCAACGCCAAGGGCAACCACGUUCGCAGUUUCAAGGCCCACUACAUUUUGUAA